This is a messenger RNA of Pezoporus occidentalis (night parrot), 2007 nucleotides long. RefSeq names its product potassium inwardly rectifying channel subfamily J member 8 (gene KCNJ8). Gene Ontology annotation, cellular component: plasma membrane. NCBI's taxonomy places the organism in Eukaryota, Metazoa, Chordata, Aves, Psittaciformes, Psittacidae. Gene Ontology annotation, molecular function: ATP-activated inward rectifier potassium channel activity. Bases 433 to 1698 code for a protein of 421 amino acids. The record is from RefSeq and is a predicted model, not a curated record. The transcript has 3 exons. Gene Ontology annotation, biological process: regulation of monoatomic ion transmembrane transport; potassium ion import across plasma membrane.
GGAAUAAAGGGGAGGGUUUUCCCACCUUAUCCCGGAAAAGGACGGAGAGCUGCGAAGGGAAAGUGCUGUCGCCUGCUCCAUGGAGUCCCGUUCCCUGCCUCCCUCUGUGCCUGCUCAGCUCCUGCUUGUGAUGCUUUUGGGGGACAGGACAGGGGCUUUCGGCAGGGCUGCGCUGUGAGGCCGUGGCCAUCAGAAAUGAGUCUUCACGAUCUCCACAGACUAGCUUUGGUUUAAACCAGGGAAGUCUGAUUCUUCAGGUCCUGAAGGAUGCGAGUAACUUAGAGUUCUGUGUUGAAGUACUCACCUGGGCACUGCUGACUCCUGGAGAAACAACCUGAGAAACUGACCUGUUGCACGUCGUCCCUACGGAGACACAGUAGAGGGGCCACCCCCCAUUUCGCAUCUAGCUGAGUGGACUAUGGUGGCAGGAAGAUGUUGGCUCGGAAGAGUAUCAUCCCUGAAGAGUAUGUGUUGGCACGGAUUGCUGCCGAGAACCUGCGCAAGCCACGCAUCCGAGACCGGCCUCGCAAAGCCCGCUUCAUUGCCAAGAAUGGGGCAUGCAACCUGGCACACAAGAACAUCCGCGAGCAGGGGCGAUUCCUGCAAGACAUUUUCACCACCUUGGUGGACCUGAAGUGGCGUCAUACACUGGUCAUCUUCACAAUGUCCUUCCUGUGCAGCUGGCUGCUCUUUGCCAUGAUGUGGUGGCUGGUGGCUUUUGCCCAUGGUGACAUGGACCCAAGCACAGAAAGCACUGCAAACAGCACAAAGUGGACACCAUGUGUGACAUGUGUGAGGUCUUUCACCUCCGCUUUCCUUUUCUCCAUUGAAGUUCAGGUGACCAUUGGUUUUGGGGGCAGAAUGAUGACAGAGGAAUGUCCCUUGGCCAUCACAGUCUUGAUCCUGCAGAACAUUGUAGGUCUGAUCAUCAAUGCUGUCAUGCUGGGCUGCAUAUUCAUGAAAACCGCACAAGCUCACAGGCGGGCUGAGACCUUGAUUUUCAGCCGGCAGGCAGUCAUUGCAGUUCGAAAUGGCAAACUUUGCUUCAUGUUUCGAGUGGGAGACCUGAGGAAAAGCAUGAUCAUUAGUGCCUCAGUGAGAAUCCAGGUUGUGAGGAAGACUACGACCCCUGAAGGAGAAGUCAUACCCAUUCACCAAGUAGAUAUCCCUGUGGAUAACCCCAUUGAAAGCAAUAAUAUAUUCCUCGUGGCUCCCUUAAUCAUUUGUCACAUUAUAGACAAGCGGAGUCCUCUUUACGAUAUCUCUGCUGCUGACCUGGCACUCCAGGACCUGGAGCUCAUCGUGAUACUUGAGGGAGUCGUAGAAACAACUGGCAUUACAACGCAGGCAAGAACCUCCUACAUAGCAGAGGAGAUCCUGUGGGGUCACCGCUUUGUGCCCAUUGUCACUGAAGAGGAAGGCGUGUACUCAGUCGACUACUCCAAGUUUGGCAACACUGUCAAAGUGGCAGCACCACGCUGCAGCGCUCGAGAGCUCGAUGAGAAGCCAUCCAUUCUCAUCCAGACACUGCAGAAGAGCGAGCUGUCCCACCAAAACUCCCUGCGGAAACGCAACUCCAUGAGGAGGAACAACUCCAUUCGAAGGAGCAAUUCCAUGCGGAGAACCAAUGCCUCCCUCAUCGUGCCCAAAGUGCAGUUUAUCACACCCGAGGGGAGCCAGAGUGCCUCAGAAACGUGAUACACAGCUUUGUGAGAGGUUGGUGGGCUUUGGAAGGAGGAGGCACCUUUGGUGUUUUGUUUAAAUUUCCUCUUACUUCGGAAAAUGAGACCACAGUGCAGAAAAGAACUGUGCAAGAAAUAUUUAUUCUGUUAUUUACUGAAAGCACCACCUAAUGGCAUUAGGAAACACUUUAGCACUUAGUGUAUGAAUUAAUAAAAAAUGGCACAUACACUAAAGAAAACACUGUUCACUCAUGUAAUACAAUGUGUAUUUAUACUUGGUUUAAUGGCAUGCUAAUUUUUUUAAUUGCAUUCUUUCUGUCAAGGG